Molecule: messenger RNA, 3899 nt
Organism: Baudoinia panamericana UAMH 10762
Lineage: Eukaryota; Fungi; Ascomycota; Dothideomycetes; Mycosphaerellales; Teratosphaeriaceae
Exons: 3
Coding region: 267-3899 (1210 amino acids)
Source: RefSeq, a predicted model, not a curated record
CCCCAAGGUCACGCAUGCGGGACGGGCAGAUUAGCUGUCGCAUCCACGGGAGGAGGGGCUGCCUCGCUAAGGUAGUAAUGGUUCGGGGACGCAGACGAGGGUGAUGUCUUGCAUAUUGCAUUGGGGUGGCAAGGUGUUCGCGUGUGCAGCAUUGAUUGAUUCCUCCAUCACGCGAUAGUGCUUUGAUUGGGCGCAUCUACACCGCGUGUGAGCGCUGAGUAUAUGUCCCUCCCUCAACAACAGCUCGAUCUCGGUACGCCUGGCCGAUGUUCUCCUUCUGGAAGUUCGGAGGACGCAAGAAAGAUGAGAUCAGGCCUCAUGACGGCCAAUAUUCGCCGUUGUCCGGCCCGCCAGAGGCUUCACAACGGCGAGUAGGACAGAGCGUCGAUGAUGACGAUGACGACGAGGAUGAGGAUGACUUCUCGAGAUACGAGCGCCCCGAGCCCUACGAAGAGGAGCAGGAGAAUGAGGAUGCGGUAGACACGCCGUUGCUGCCCAUCUUCUCUGCAGCGCUUCUGGACAAGCUGCCCUUGUACAAUAUCACGCAUACUAUCCGGCUGCUCAUAGUGCAGCGUUGCGAGACCACGCUGUCAUGGGACCAGUUGCGCAGCCCACAGAUUAGCCAGUUCCUUGUCAAGCCCAUACAGAAUGAGAUACGAGCGAAUCACUUCAACCGAGCAACGCUAUGUGCGCUUAUAGCGAACUGUCUGCAAUUCCAGAAGGAGGGCCAACUGCAUCCCGGCAGCGUAGGUGUCGCGAAGACAAGAGCAUGGCUGAGCGAGCUAUUGGCUAUGCGCUUGGUGAAGGAGUACACGACCCGCGAACUGAUCGAUGCCCUGUCGUAUGACUUCGACCCGUUACAAGGGAGGGUUUCAAGCCAGCCUGCAGGCCGGGAUGAUCAGCGAUUCUCGACGACCAUGCUGCUGGAUUUGCAAUCGCGCAGAAUCCAAGCUAGAGGAGCGAGAGUCAGCACGAUCGAGAUCAGCAUCCGGGCGAGCGCGAAGAAGUUCUUGGCUCAUCCGUUAGUGGUGCAACAUCUUGAAGCCAUCUGGGCUGGGACGGUGGUGUUCCAUGCCGAAGCCGACAGUCUACACCGCAAGCCGGCGGGCAAGCAGCGCGGUGCCGACGCUGCCGGUUACGGCACGAUUGGCGAACAUUCUCCGAGCGCUUUGCCCGCAGACUCUGUCCUGUCGCGAAAAGCUCAAACGUCUCAAAUGGGUAGGAAGCUCGUCGAGCAAGCUACCGGAAGACGUACCGUCACGCUGUAUGAUCCGCAUGAAGCCUCGUUGUUCAAGCUCAGCCGUCUUCGCGUACCCAGAUACCGUCAAGUCUUCAGCACGAUCAGCUUCGCGAUCAUGCUCGGCUUGUUUCUUGCAGUCCUGGUGGAGCGGAGUUUGUACAUCACUCCGCUCGAGGUCGUGUUUUGGGUCUGGUCGGCUGGCUAUAUGCUUGACGAAGUGGUCGGCUUCACCGAACAAGGCUUCGGCUUGUACAUUCUGAGCUUCUGGAACGCCUUCGACCUUGGUAUUCUCGGCCUUUUCGUGGUGUACUACUGUCUGCGACUGUAUGGGAUCGUGCUGGCGGACCGUGGCAAACACCGCAUCGCAAACAUGGCCUACGAUGCCUUGGCCUCAACUGCUAUUCUGCUGUUUCCGCGGCUGUUUAGCGUGCUCGACCACUAUCGGUACUUUUCGCAGUUGCUGAUCGCAUUUCGAAUGAUGGCGCAAGACCUGAUGGCCAUUCUGAUCCUCAUCCUGAUCUCAUGCUCCGGCUUCUUCGUGGCAUUCACGCUCAGCUUCUCGGACGCGCAAACUGACGGGAAUGCCGUGGCUUAUGCGCUGUUCCAGAUUUUGAUGGGUUUCACACCCGCAGCUUGGGAGAAAUGGCCCGGUUAUAACCUGCUCGGCAAGGCUAUCAUGAGCAUCUUCUUAAUCAUCUGUCACUUCUUGAUCGUGACGAUCUUGAUCACGGUCCUCACGAACAGCUUCAUGGCCAUCGUACAGAACGCAAACGAGGAACAUCAGUUUCUUUUCGCCGUUAACACCAUCUCCAUGGUCAAGUCGGACGCGCUGUUCAGCUACAUCGCACCGACUAACGUUCUCGGCUGGGUCCUGACUCCGCUGCGCUAUCUUAUGCCGUUUCGCCAAUACGUCAAGCUCAAUCGUACCAUCAUCAAGUUCACCCAUCUUCCGGUUCUGUUUGUCAUCUUUGCAUAUGAACGGCUUAUACUCUCACGACUCGCAUAUGAGCCGACAGACUUGGUGGAAAAGCCCGCGAUCAGUCAGGCGAAACCGUUGGCUUUCAGUUUCAAUAAGAUGCCUGAGGUCUUCAGCCCUGGCCACAGGCUGCGCGAGCCGUCAGUAGUCAGCUUUCACAAGAACGCUGCGCUCGACGAGGUCUUCAGGCGGCCGUACCGAGGCGACACUAUGCGGACCACGACUCAGGAUAUGGACGAUCAGCGUCGGAACUCCACUACUGCGGUUGACAAGUGGAUGCAGCUCGCUGAGAAUGAAGGUGGCGCGAGUCCGCCUUUGGAGCAGCCUAGGGAUAUUGUGGAGAGGCUUGAGCUUCGAAGACCCAAUAUGAAGCGCGCAAUCACGACGGAUAAGUUUAGGCCGAAGCGCAGUCGAGACCUCUCAAGGAGCAGCAGGAGUGUGGUCAGCGAUCCGGAUCCACCCUCCGCUGCACCGUCGAGAAUACCGCACCGCAUCGAUGAGGAAGCUGAACCGCUCGAAAUCAGUUCCAGUACGCAGCCGCAGGAGACUGAUGCUGAUGGCGAUGACGAGAAUGAUCGACCGACUCCCGCGCUUGGCGAGAGCGCAGUAUCCGUGGUCAACAAGCAGAGCAAUGAGCGUAUGAACGAGGAUGACGACAGCGAUGCCGAGUACUUCCAUACCCCAACAGCCGGGCGGUCACCGUUCAUACGCAUGUCGUCCGCCGCCCAGGCCCGCUUGCAAGACGCACCAGACCUGCUACAGCCGGGCAGUCUGUCCCAGCAAGUGCGCGCAAACGUACUGCGCCAGGCCUACUCCCGCAACCCUUCCAGCGCCACCAUCCUGCAUGCGCCAAUAGCGGACGACAGUUCCGCCACGAAUCCUCCUCGACGGCCGGGGCAUUCGAAGAACAACAGUGGCGGCACAUCCACGCCGAUACCGAUAGCGGCAGGGGCAAGGACACCGAAGAUGAAACCGCUAGCUACACCAAAAGCGCGUCCCAUCAUGCCUCCUCGGCAGAAUACCGCGCCUUUACAGGAAGCCCACGGAAUGUCCUUUAUCGAUACCGCCCGUCGGCCCUACCGCCAACCAUCCUUCAAUGCCCGCGCCCUCGACCUCGCCAGCGAGAUCGGCGACAACAGAUGGGGACCCAUUGGCGGCAUCGACGCGGGCGGAAUCUCCGGCAUGCCCGCCUCGUUCAGCGAGCAGCUGAUGCGGGAGCGUGAUCUGGAGCGGAGACGUGAGGAACAGCGACGGCAGAGCGAGGAGGCGGAGAAGGGGAUGGUGAAUCGGAUCAUGCUCGCGCGCAUGCAUACGCUGGAGGAAGGGUUCCGCGAGGUCCUGAAAGAGAUCAAAGACCUCUCCUCGCAUAACGCGGGCAGUUCGAGGAGGGAUAGCGAGGCGGAUGUUGGUGGAGGAGGUGACGGGCCUAAGACGCCGUUUGGCCGGAUUGGUGGGAAUGAUGGGCGGCCGAGGAAGAGUCCGAGGAAGAUUCAGCGGAGGAGUGGGAAGGGGAAGGAGGCGGAGAGGCCGGGAAGUUCGCUGACGCAGGCGGAGAUGGUGGGGACGAGUCCGGAGAGUGAGCGGAGGAGGGAGAAUGUUGUGACUGGUGCUGGGCUUGAGGUUGAGAGGCCGGGGACGGCUUUGAAGAGGGGUGAUGGUGGGGAGGAGGAUGGAAGGGAGUAA